Saccostrea echinata is the source of this 892-nucleotide messenger RNA. RefSeq names its product cilia- and flagella-associated protein 68-like. Gene Ontology annotation, cellular component: nucleus. The transcript has 3 exons. Bases 37 to 495 code for a protein of 152 amino acids. NCBI's taxonomy places the organism in Eukaryota, Metazoa, Mollusca, Bivalvia, Ostreida, Ostreidae. The record is from RefSeq and is a predicted model, not a curated record.
GACGCUACGUCAGAGUAUUGUUUACAUUUUGCAAAGAUGUCGGUGACGGAGACGGAUCCCCCUUUUCGUGCUAUGGUAAGGGCUAGCGGUCUAGGCGAAGUCUGGACCCACAGCACAGAAGCCAGUAAAUUCAACCAAUUUGGCUGGAGAUGUACAAAUAAAGAAAACUCGUACUCUAACGACACAUUAAUUGGUAAUUGGAAUGAGCAAAGAUUCGAUAUCGAUAUAGAAAAACAGGCUAAACGGAACCCAGGCCAGAAUGAACAUUACUUCGAGUCAAGUUACGGAGUCAGUUAUAAUAAAUCACCACCGUAUGAAGUUCCUAAGGAGUUAAUUCAUUUGAAAGAGAGACACUCUCAUGCAUUUCCGGGACACCAACCUGAAAUUGACCACCCUAAGCUGAAAUCCGUUUAUAAUAGUUGGGAAACUACCACCCGCGCCGCCUAUGUAGAUCCUAAGAUCCGCCGACAGCCCCUGAAAGAUCCAAUCAGCUAGUCAAAGGAUAGCCAUUAGAAUAGUAUUGACAUUUCAUUAUUGAAUAUUGAUUUAAAUAGGUACAUGUAACACAACGUACACCUUACGAAAGAUAUAGAUAUAAUAUAUUGAGACAGUGAUGUGAACAAGAUUCUUUUCUCUUUACUUAUCUGUAAGAGUAUAUAUUAUAUUUUUAUGAGAUUUUUUUUUCAUUACAGUAUUACUCCAGUAUUAUAUAACUGUAACCAGAGCCUGUAUAUGCUUCAGUAUUAUAUUUGUCAUAUAAGAACUGCAUAAUUUCUUGGUGGUUGAUUUGCUCUGUUUACUGCUCAAUUUCGUAUUUUACUAUUUGCUAACUUGCUGGGUUUCCUUUUCACAUGGAAUGCAUUUUUAUGUAGUCUAUUACUUAGACUUUGAU